ACUAUCUUCUGCAAGACGAGGAGUAGCUAGAACCCACGAAAAAAAAGGAGCGUAGACCCAAAUAGAAGAGUCUUCACAUCACAAGAAAUGAUCAUGAUCAUGAUCAUGUUUAUUCAAGAGACCCAUACCUCCCGCGCCUAACAAGAUGAUGCAAAAAAAACCGCCCUCUUUCUCCGCACCCAAACCGACUGUUCAUACACUUCGGAAUGUGCAGGAUCUCGGACAGCCAUUCGAGGCUGUAGAUCCAUUCGUUUUUGCGACGUUCCAUGAACUGGACGCGGUUCCAGAGAAUGCGGAUGCGAUAGGCCGGCUCCCCUUUUGCGGAGUCGUUUGUUGUCCUGUUUCUGAUGGCGAGGAUGACGAGAGCAGUUCGUUUCCAUCUGAGGAUGAAGACGGAGGACUCGGACAGCUUGAACUUGAUUUGGAGCCCAUAGCUGAUAAAUCGACGGCGCGAUCUAAAGUCCUGGAAAAAGAGCUUGAGAGGCAAUCUCGUGCUCCUGCUUCUGCUGGUGCGAACAAAGGAACAAGUGGCGAGACCGUGUCUAAGCAAGGCAGUGCUACUAGAACUAGUGGUGGUCCAAAGGCGAAAAGUAGUGCGACGCCCGUCAAUCGAAAGCAAUCUGGUACUACCAGAACAUCUGAGCCAAUGUUGAUCAAACGGAAACGAAAGAAGGAGCACGCACCUACUUCUGGAACAAAUAGAGGCAGAGGGACAUCAACUAGUACAACUAGUCCAGCCUCAAGAACCACCAAACCUCCACUGAAGCCCCUGCUAAUGCCAGGCUUUCCUUUAUUAAGGCUUCCGCUAAUUGUCCACCCUUAUGUGGAUCAUACAUGCCUCAAACAUAUAGAUACAAGGGUACGAAAACCACACGCAUACUCAUGGCCACUCACGCUCGCUAGCUUAGCCACAGCCAGCUUGCUACCUUAGCCACAAGACAGCGACAGCGAGCCCGCUUGUUUUGCCAUGAGGGGCGUCCACGAUAGUCCGUUCUCCUGAACCAGCCGCGCGUCGCUAGCUUGGUGACUUAGGGGCUUGCGUCGUAGUCUUAUCCGUCUAGUUUGUAACCUAUGCCCAGUGCGGCGGGCCCUUGACGGGUCCGCUUUCACGCGCAUACUCAUUGCACGGGGGUGGAUAUCGGGUAGCUCUAACUUUACAUCCUCACUACGGGGUAGACAUCGUCACAAUGGUGUUACAAGGUCACAUUGACCACGCAGACAGCCUAGGGAACCAAGCCCGCAUCGGCCAAGGCGACGUUCAAUGGCUCUCUUGUGGAUGGGGAGAUGAAAUUAUGGCACAGUAGUUUGAAAGUCAACCACCUCCAUUUCAGCGCUUGGCAUUGUCCUGCUACACGUGCAGCCUUCAACCGUACAAAAAAACGCCACUUAGACGUACGAAAAGCGCACGAAAAGCGUAGUAGGAACUUUUUAUACUUAAUACAUGGUAUCUGCAUCAUCCUCUUCUAAUAGAGGACAUCAUCAACAAAGUUCGUAUCUUCAUUCAUCCAAAGGGAAAAACCUCUGGCGUUUUUCAGUCCCUGAUGUUCCCCGAAGUGCGAAAAAAGUUGCAGCGUUCGCAUAAAGCCAAUGCAUUGAGAGUAUUGCAAAUCUGGUUCCGUUUGCCUGCAGCAGCUUUUGGAGUUGGGGUACAACUACUUGUGUUGACCUAGAAGUAGCAUUUCUGAUGCCACAAAACAAGAUCCUCAUUUAGAAUAAACCUUGUCCACGUCCACGGCACCACAGCACCGCGCCGCUUCGUACGCUCUGCAUUGGGCCGAAGAUGUGCCGACAUUGGAUCGCAACAGUACACGUGUAAGAGUUCUUGCCGGCAGGUGGGACCGCAAAACUGGAGACGCAAUGGCCAGAGACUUUCUGCGGAGUAGUGGAGGCUCGCAGCAAGAUGCGAUGGAUGAGGAAAUAGACCAAGAUCAUUACGGGAUGAAAAAAUCAAGUGUUUGUUCUAUAGACAAGAUUGAGAUUUCAUCAUUUGACAGGCUGUUCUUGUUGUUGUUUUCUAAUAGAUGGAUUUAUAAGGACUCGAAGGAACGCAAAAGGAAGUGGAUCCACUAUAGAUUGCGCUAGAAGAGGCCAUAGCCAACUCAUGACAUGAUAGAAAAUGUGCCCUCUUCUAACAUUUCCACGCUCCCUCACUAGUACCAUCAAGCAUUCCUCUAACAUCCCCACGCUCCCUCACUAGUACCAUCAAGCAUUCCUCUAACAUCCCCACGCUCCUUCACUAGUACCAUCAAGCAUUCCUCUAACAUCCCCACGCUCCUUCACUAGUACCAUCAAGCAAUUUGGAGAACAAUCGUGCCAAUCGAAAGCCUUUCCCCACUGGGUUAACGUCCGCCGCAGCUAA
Messenger RNA from Amoebophrya sp. A25, 2359 nucleotides. The record is from the annotation of a GenBank genome assembly. NCBI's taxonomy places the organism in Eukaryota, Dinophyceae, Syndiniales, Amoebophryaceae.